Messenger RNA from Cucumis melo (muskmelon), 818 nucleotides. RefSeq lists its product as uncharacterized. The coding region runs from base 292 to 585 and encodes 97 amino acids. The transcript is spliced from 2 exons. Gene Ontology annotation, biological process: regulation of mitotic cell cycle spindle assembly checkpoint. Gene Ontology annotation, cellular component: anaphase-promoting complex. NCBI's taxonomy places the organism in Eukaryota, Viridiplantae, Streptophyta, Magnoliopsida, Cucurbitales, Cucurbitaceae. The record is from RefSeq and is a predicted model, not a curated record.
UCAAAGUUACUAUACAUACUUGAUUUAGUAGAUAGAAGAGAAAUGAAGAGCACAGUCAACAAUGGUGGGAAGAUUGACGGUGGCCGGAAUAGAACGAAAUCUUUUACGAAAAUAUCCAAUAGCGCAAAAAAAAUAUAAUAAAAUUUCAUAUUUUAUCAAUUCUUAAUAUAGCCGAUGAUAAGCUUUCCGGAAUAGGGACAGAAAUAAACCACUUGCCAAACACUAGAGAUUUUCGAGUCCGCAAAGCGAGCCCAUUCGGAGUGUCUCCAGUUUCCAGCUCCGGCGAGAAAAAUGCUGCAGUUCCCGGCUUUCAUGACACAGUACCCUUGGUCUACGAGGACAAUUCCGACGUCGUUUUUACUGCCGUCUCAGUGGCCUCAACCCCAAAACGAAGAGCUACUGCUCGCCAUGGAAGAAUCUGAUUUUGAAGAAAAGUGCAAUGAAAUUAGGAAAACAAACAGCAACCUGGUGGUCAUCGGAAAAAUGACUGCUGACAAUGACAAGGAAGACAUAGAGGCAGAAGAUGAUGAUGCUGACAAUGCUGAGGAAUCUGAGGCUGAAGAAUUUGAGCAGGAAACUGGCUAAACUAAAACUGCCUCUGCAUCUUUGUGCCAUUUCUUGCCUUUACUCUUUAGAAUCCUCGAUUUGCUAGGUUUUUUUUUAUGAUUGUUCUAUCUAAAUCUGUCACUUUGGAAAGCCAGAGUUUCAAUUUGCCACUGUUAUUGUUUAAAAAUUUACUUUUAAUAUGAUGUUACAAUUAUGACAUUGGAAGUUGAAUUGAGUUAGUAAUGCUUGAUGAGGAGAAUUAUUCUCGGUAA